CAUGAAAGUGACGAGAGCAGCCGAAUCAAAACUUUUUUUAACAAUCAUUUCCUUAUUUUGAGUUCCACAGCUUCAUCUUCUCUCUUGUAAAUUUGACACAAAGCCAAAUCCCAACCGAGUCAGAUCCCAUUCACUUCCAAAGCUUUACUCAGACUCAGACAGCAUCAGCACAAUGCAGACCCACGCGCCUGCCACGUGCAUCACCUUCGGUGCCUCCCUCCAUUCUCUUUCCUCCUCUACAUCUUCUUCUUCUUAUUCUUCUACCAUCACUUGUCAUUUCUGACACCUUAAUUUUAUGAGCAUGAUGGAUUGGUGGCACAAGCUGAGAAGAUCUUGUAGCCUUGUUCCUCGUCUGUUCAAACUUCGCAAAUCGGUUGGUGGGUUCUCCUGAAAAUCGUAACUUUUUCUACUUUCUUCCUCGUUCUUGAACUUUUCUUUCUUUCUUUCUUCUUCUUCUCUUUUAGUAGUUUUAAGUGGUGAUUGAUUGAAGAGAGGAUUUGUUGGAGGACACUGUUGUGGUAGGUUUGAUGGGAUGGAUAGAUGCUCUGUUUUUGACGUGGCAGUUAACAGUGGAGGCGGCGGCGGCGGUGGAGGAGGAGGCAGCGACGGAGCUGGAGGGUUGCUGAAGCUUAGAGAUGAUGUGGAAAUGUGUGGGUACAGAGAUGUGGAGGUGAUGUGGAACAUGUUGAACAUAAAGCAGAUGCAGAAGAUGGAAGUGGAAGGAAGAGGAAGGGUGAGAGUGAAGGUGAAGGUGAAGCUGAAGGUCAAGAAUGGCAAGGGUAGCAGCAAGCAGAGACCUGUUUGGAGGCUUUUAUUUUGGACUAAUCAUAGCCCGUAACUUGAUCAUGAUGAUCAAUUACGUUGAUCGGGAGCAGCGUUCAGAGUUGACAGUUGAUGAUGAGUAAAUAAUGAGUGAUACAGAGGAAUGUGACUGUU
Messenger RNA from Prosopis cineraria, 936 nucleotides. RefSeq lists its product as uncharacterized. The record is from RefSeq and is a predicted model, not a curated record. The transcript has a single exon. Bases 533 to 838 code for a protein of 101 amino acids. Lineage: Eukaryota; Viridiplantae; Streptophyta; Magnoliopsida; Fabales; Fabaceae.